Messenger RNA from Penicillium maclennaniae, 1248 nucleotides. RefSeq names its product putative iron-sulfur cluster-binding protein. Gene Ontology annotation, molecular function: iron ion binding; 2 iron, 2 sulfur cluster binding. The record is from RefSeq and is a predicted model, not a curated record. The transcript is spliced from 5 exons. Lineage: Eukaryota; Fungi; Ascomycota; Eurotiomycetes; Eurotiales; Aspergillaceae. The coding region runs from base 1 to 1248 and encodes 415 amino acids.
AUGGAAUUUAUCAAUGCUUAUUUCCUCUCGUCACCGGCCUCGGUCUUUGUGGCUGUAGUGACUUUUGCGUUCCUCGCGGUUCAGGCCUGGCCACGGAAGCAGACCGAUAAGAUCAGGAUCAGUUAUCCGUCUACCAGAGACGAAAAGGCUUCGGAUAUUACGGUUUCUAAAGAGCCAGAGAUUCCUGAGGGGUGGUGGUCCAAACGAGAAUCCUGGUUGUACCUUGUACACAUUAGUCAGUUCUCCAAGGCAGGCGCCUAUCAAUCCUUUGACAUCGCUGGAUUCCCGGUGUUUUUGAUUCGCGGCAAGGACAGCAAGAUUCGCGCGUUUCAUAAUGUUUGUCGGCACCGUGCGUAUACCAUAACCCGGAAAGAGACUGGUAAUUCCACGGUUCUCGGUUGCCGUUAUCAUGGCUGGAGCUAUGAUACCACGGGACGAUUGGUGAAAGCCCCGCAGUUUGAUGACAUUCCUGGAUUUGAUAAGUCUGAGAACAGCCUGUUUGAGAUUCACACGCAUACUACUGAAAGUGGUCAUGUGUUUGUGAAUCUUACUGCUACAGAUCCGGACCCUUUUGAUAAGCCUGCUCAUCUAGCAUUGGAGGAAUUCAGUCGCACUGCUAGAGCCGGAGUAACUUCUAAAUUUAUCAUUGGGCAGACACUGUCCGGACAUUUUAACUGGAAACUUGCAGCAAGCGGACGUCAAUUCAAUGCCAUUCUCCAUCAAUUAGAACAGCGCGUCUCUGAGGCAAUGCUACCUUCUUUGGCAACAACACUCAUCAGAAUGAUCACACAAAAGAACAAGCAAGCAGACUCCUCCUUCUUCCCAAAUUCAUUCUUCUACUCAUUCGAGAGUUCGGAUCUUUGGCUUUCAGUGACCUUCCUCCCGUCAUCUGAGACAACUACUCAAGUCCGCUAUGACCUCUUUAGCUCAUCAUCUGAGGUCAAUACUAAGGGAAAUGACUUGGCCAAUGUCAUUGAAGACGUAAUGGAGAAUCUCGUUCAAUGUAUUCAAGCUGAGUAUCGGACCAUGAGCGAUGGACCGGUCGAAAGCUCGCAGUCUACUGGACGGAUUCUACGAACGAUCCAGGAACAUUCGAAGAUUGAGAGAAUGAAAGGUGGACAGAUCCUUCCCGCUAUGCAUAAGCCAAAGGGAAGCAUGCUUUUCCAGCAAGCUGAGCAAUUAUGCAAGGAGAUUGAAUGCUCAGGUCCAGGCUCUAAUGGAUCUUCUUCGGGCGGUCUGGAUUGGUAA